UCCUCUCCUCCAACAAAUUGGAAGUUCCAGAGGGUGAUUUGAUACAGCUCAUUCUGUCCAUUGAUGAACAUUGUCCUUGGUUUCCUGCAGAUGGGACAUGGGAAUUAAAACAUUGGGAUAAGAUUGGAACACAUUUUCAUGGACACCCCAGCAUUGGUGUUCGGAUUUUAAAUGCAUGGUGCAAGGUUCGUUACGCCAUGGGCUCUUUAUCACCAAAAAAUAUCUCCAUGGCUGCAUUGCUAACAUCACCUCCGGCUUCUUUAAUUCAGCCUGCUGUGCUGCCAUCUGUUCCAAUACUCGCUUUGCCAGCAGCCCCAGACCCCAAACCUCCGGACUACAGUUCCUCACCAGAGGACCCAAUCCUGCAAAAAUACCGUGGUCUGGCUGGAAAUGACCCUACUCUCUCAGUGGCAGAACCAGCUACCCCUUUUCAACGUGCAGUUCUUGCCUGUUCCUUAAUUCAGGAUACUAUGGCAUUCCCUGUUAUUGUGCCCCCUGCUGGUGCCCCGGCAGGAACUCAAGCCCAACACCAACCUUUUGACUUUAAAAUCUUGAAAGAGCUACAAUUGUCAGUAAGGACAAAUGGACUUCAAGCCCCAUUUACACAGGCUCUUUUGGAAGCCACAUUAGCCCAGCUUUUGGUUCCAGAUGACAUCAAGCUUUUGGCACGUACAGUUUUACCCCCAUCAGCUGGUGUAUUGUUUGCCCAUGAAUGGGAAAUCGCCUGCCGUGCUUAUGCUCCAGCUUUAUUACAACAAGCAAGAGGGAAUAACCCUAAUCUUACUCUUGCAGACGUCAUGGAUGCCAUGAUGGGGCGUGGCCCCUUCGUUCAGUCUUCAGUGCAAGCCACACUGCUGCAGAUCUUAUUGAGGGAUACUGCUCUUGCUGCUAAACAAACAAUGAGAAAAAUCCCAGAACCCACCAGUAUUCAGUCUAGAUGGGGUUCAAUCAGACAAGAACAGUGGCCUCUACCAAAAGAAAAAUCCGCAGCAGCGGCACCAGCUUGUUUCUGAACAGCUUAUUUCUGAACAAUUGACUUUCGGCCACAUUGAACCAUCUUCAUCCCACUGGCCCCAGCAGACAGGAACGGUUUGCUUUUACAUUGCCAGUAUAUAACAAUUUGCAGCCCACCCAGUGAUAUCAGUGGGUUGUCCUGCCUCAAGGCAUGCGGAACUCCCCUACACUUUGUCAACAUUUUGUGAGUGAAGCAUUGAAACCUUUCCGCAUGCGCCACCUAGAGGUGCUGCACACAAGCUGCAUCUGGCAGUGUUUGCCUUCCUAACCAUUUGCCUUGCCAUCCUUUGCUGCACUGUUAUACAAGGAAGAGAAGCAGACGACCCAGUUCAGUUGAAACCACCAUAUUUCACCUUAUCGGCUGGCAAGCAGCUGUCGCCUGAAUCCUACUCUGGCUGGCAGUAUCCACGGCUCAGCCACUCUCGAACUAGAAGAACAGCGUUGUUGAAUAAGACUUUUAGGGGAGAAAAUUAUCAUAAGAUAUGGAGGAAUAAUAUUUUUGUACAAGAUAUUAUUAAGUUUACCAGUUUAUUGUAUGCUUCUAAAUGUUGGUUAUGUAUGCACAUGCCGCCUUUUGCCAGUCAUUCAGGCAUAAUGCUUCAUGGUGUGCCUGUCAAUGGAUCUUUUCAAUUUACUAAUAUUAUAUCCCCUAAGCAAACUUUUUGGCCUCCAGUACAAUUGACCCUCCAUGAGCCUGCCCCCAUUUGUUUUCAAAUUAAAGAGGGGAAAGAAUCAUGGGGCAUAUAUCCAAACUGUCAAUAUACAUUGAAAUUCAUGUUUAAUAGCUCUUGUUCUCUUACAGGAACAUACAGUGACCAAUCUCAGUGCUAUAGGAGCGAUACCAGUGCAUGGCUAAAAACUAGGAAAGAAACCUACCAUGCAAAUUGGAGUCUGAAUUCUUCUAUCCCUGGCUUAGCAAAUGCCACAGAUGAGCAAUUUCAUAUCAGUUCCUUAUUUACUGAAGCCUUUAAUUGGUCCCAACAGAGUAGUAAUAUCAGCUAUUUACUCCAAAGAGAGUUAUGGUUGCUUUGUGGCGAAAAAGCAUACAAAGCCAUUCCUCGAAACCUCACAGGCACAUGUACAUUGGGUCUCGUGGUUCCGUUGUUGUAUAAGGUUGAUAAGUUACCAUCUUCUCUUAGACUACGGAAUCGUCGGGAGGUUAAUUCACCCAUAAUCAAUAUAUCGGUACCCAGAUCUCUCGGGCCUUGCUGCCCUCAGUGGGUGCAGCAAUGAACUAUAGGGACCUCCAUCGGCUAGCAAAUUGGACUGAAGGAUUAUUCAAUGAUACCAUAAAAGCUUUGAAGAAACUCAACCAGGAGGUGUCUGCAAUGAGAGAAGUGGUUUUACAGAAUCGCUUUGCUUUGGAUGUGAUUUUAGCCUCAAAAGGAGGAGUUUGUGCACUUGUUCAUUCUCAUUGUUGUAUGUUUAUUCCUGAUAAUAAUGUCAGCAUAUCUGCGACGAUCGACCAUAUGGAAACCAUGGUAGCCCACAAUCCAUUUGCCCCCUCUCCUUCCGUUGAUCCAUGGGCAUGGUUAUAUUCUUGGCUUCCGGAUGGAAGUUGGCUUCAACAUUUAUUGAUUUUAGUGAUCAUUAUAGUAGUUAUUUGCAUUAUUUUGUGUUGCUGUAUACAAUGUCUUCCUUCUUUAAUUUCUAUAU
Molecule: messenger RNA, 2670 nt
Organism: Podarcis raffonei (Aeolian wall lizard)
Lineage: Eukaryota; Metazoa; Chordata; Lepidosauria; Squamata; Lacertidae
Exons: 2
Coding region: 198-1013 (271 amino acids)
Biological process (GO): viral process
Source: RefSeq, a predicted model, not a curated record